AGGAAGGGGCAGAGCCGAGCGCUGCAGACGUACGAGUUCGUGGCCUGGUUCGAGCCGGCACAGGAAAAGUGCAGGAUCAUCGUGACUUCGACGAUCGGUCAUAUCUUCGGCCUGGACUUCGACCAGCGCUGGGGGGACCUAGCCGAGAUGUUUCACGCGCCGGUCAAGAAAACCAUCGAGUCCCACGUGGCCAAGAAUCGGGUGGUAGAGCACAUCCAGGAGCUCGCCGGGGAGUCGGAGUACAUGGCGCUGUGGCUCGACUGCGACCGGGAGGGGGAGAACAUCUGCUUCGAGGUCUCCUCGAUCUGCGGGACCAUUUCUGCAGACAACGUGUACCGCGCGCAUUUCUCGGCCCUCACGGAGCCGGAGAUCAAGCAGGCCUUCAGGAGCCUGGGUCGGCCCGACAAGCACCUGGCGAUGGCUGUUGACGCCAGGCAGGAGCUCGACCUGAAGAUAGGCUGCAUCUUCACCCGGCUCAUGACGCGCACCUUCCUGGAUUCCGCGAAGGACCUGCGCUGUCGCCGCCAAGGCGGUCGACGGUGACCCGGGGCGCACCUGGAAGGACCUGGAACCCGCUUUGGUGCUGAAUGUGCCACCGAUGGGAUCGCCCGCUGGUGUGGCGCCGCGGCCGAGGACCUCAUCUCCCAGGGUCCUGUCCUCCUCCUGCUCCAUCUGCUCUUCCUCUCCCUCCCUUUUCUGAUUUUAAGACCCCGCCCAUUGUGAAAGGCAGCAUGUAUCACAUUCGUGCUGCAAUGUUGCCGUCAUCGUGCUGUGCGCGUGCGCAUUUCUUGUGUGCGCUGCUUUUGGGCUAAGGAGGUCCGGCGUGUGUAUGUGCCCAUACCGGAAGAAUUUGGUGUUCGGAUGCAGUGUGUGUGCGUAGUUUUUGGUGCAAGAGCCCAUUCAAAGUUUCAAUGAAGCGCGCAUAUAUGUUUCUGUCAUUUGUGUGUUUGUAGUUAUGUGCAUAUCGAUCGGCGCUGGUGCGCACCGCUAUUGCACUUCCCGCGUCGGUGCCGAGCCUUCCGCCGACCUCUCGCCUGCAGGACCGGGCGGAUCCCGACGGUGGCGGCCACCGCGCGGUGCCGCAGGGAGAAAAGGAUGCGGUGGCUCCUCACCCGCGGGAGAUCGCGCGCCCGCCAACUUACGCAGCAGCAUGCGGGGGGCCAUCGC
This is a messenger RNA of Prorocentrum cordatum, 1167 nucleotides long. The record is from the annotation of a GenBank genome assembly. Lineage: Eukaryota; Dinophyceae; Prorocentrales; Prorocentraceae.